Molecule: messenger RNA, 2947 nt
Organism: Centruroides sculpturatus (bark scorpion)
Lineage: Eukaryota; Metazoa; Arthropoda; Arachnida; Scorpiones; Buthidae
Product: coiled-coil domain-containing protein 39-like
Exons: 1
Coding region: 2-2848 (948 amino acids)
Biological process (GO): inner dynein arm assembly; cilium-dependent cell motility; cilium movement
Cellular component (GO): axoneme
Source: RefSeq, a predicted model, not a curated record
GAUGGCUGAUGUAGAGAAUGUUACUCUUCCCGAGAAUAUAACAAACCUAAAAUGGGAAGGGAAACCAAUUUUUCCUAUUGCUAACGAAGAAAAUCGUGUAUUAUCUGAAGAAUUGGCCAACGUGAAGAAAGAAAUUCAAGACAUUCAGGUAAAGAUCGACGAUCAGUCGAAACUGAAUAGUUUGUUGGAAAAUCAUCGUAAGGAUGUGAUAAAAGAGAUUAAUUCUUUAAAACAAGUGUGUCAAGCGAGAAAGAGAGAGUUAAUAGCUGGAGAGAAUGUUCAUAAAUUAUUAUUACGCGAAAGAUCGUGGCUGGAAAAACAUUCAAAGAUACUAAAUAAGGAAAUAAAUUCGUGUAAGGAGAAGCAAGAAAAGUGUAAAGCUUCCAUAGUAGAACAGAUGAGUAAAAAAGAAAAGAUACAGAACGAUUUGCAUAUGGAUCAUGGAACUUUAGAAAAAUGGCUUAAAGAAUCUGCUAAAACCGAAGGUGAUGUUGAAAUAUUGGAGAAAUACAAAUAUUUAAAUAACGCUAGAAUAAGAGAUCUGGAAGUAAAAAUAGAAUACGCUAAUAAGGAUUUAAAGCAUUGGAAAACUGUGGCCAAACAAAUUAAUCUAGAAAUAUUAUCUCUACAAGCAGAACUGAAUCGUUUAGCUGAAGAUUUUAAACUUGCUCAUCAACAGAGACGUGACAUUUUAAACCAGAUAGAGAAAGGAAUAGAAAAGAUACGAAAAAAAGAUAAUGAGAUUAACGAUUCGGUUCUGCAAUUAGAGCAGAUUAAAAAAGAGAUUUCUCGGUUAGAAGACGAUAAAAAGGACAGAAAAAGGUUUCUAGAACGAUCAAUUCACGAUAACAGGAAUCUGGAAAAUGUUCUCAGACGUACCGAACAAGAAUUGAAAACGAUUCGAAUUGAGGUAAUGCGAUUACAGAAACACAAAGAAGAUUCAAAUUCAGAAUUAGAGAUCCAGAGACACGCUAUUAAUAAUCUAACCACAAAAUUGUCAGGUUUACGUAUUGAGAAGAAAGAAAAAGAGAAACAGAUUGAACAGAAAAAAUUGUAUUUAGAACAUAUCGAUCGAGAGAAAGAAAAAUUAGAUAAAGAUUUAGAACAGUUAAAAGAGGAUGAAGCUAACGAAGAAAAAUGUUUCCAGCGUUUAGAAGACGAUAUCAAAAAAGCUGAAAUUAAAUAUGAGAAGGAAAAAAAGAAGUUGAAUGGUUUUUUAUGCGCUAAAACAAAAGCCUUUAAGGAACUAGAAAAGUGUAAAUCGGAAGAAAAAGUAUUUUUAAAUAGAAUAGAUAAAGCUAAAUCCGAUAUUAAAGAUAUUAAAAAAAAUAAAUCUCGAGAAGAAGCAAAAGUACUUCAAUACCAAGAAGAAUUAUACAAGUUAGAUUACCAAAUAUUAAAAUUAGAGCAAGGCUCUAGAGAAAGAAAAGAUGGAACUUCAGAACAGGAUGAAAUUAUUGAUUUAAAAGCCACAUUAAAUAAGUUAAAGAAGAUUCACGAAGAAAGAAUGUGCAAUUUAAAGUUUUUAAAUAUUCACAUACGUAAUAAUCAAGAAGAAAUUUAUCGAUUAAGAAACAAACUUCAAAAAACCAAAUCGGAUCAAACAGAUUAUACGAAUAAAUUACAAGAAAUUAAGCUUUACAUUUCAUCAGCUCAAAACGAAUAUAAAAAAGUGGUGGAGGAAAGGGGAGAACUUACUAUAGAAGAAUGCUUAUUAAAAGCAAAAUUAAAACGGUUGCAAAAAUUGUUAGAUAAGAAAGUCGAUGAUGUGUUUAGUGUACAGAAAGAAAAUGUACAGUUCGAAAGCAAUGUUAAACGACAACUCGAAGAGUUAAAUGCUCGAAAGAAUGUUCUGAAAUGUGAAAUAAGACAAUCUGAUCAAGAAAGACAGAUGCUAUACAAUAAACUUAAUAAAUACCAAAACAGAACAGAAGCUUUGCAAACAAAGUACAAAUGCAUUCUAAGUGUUUUGGGAUUAAAAGACGAUGACGAAAGGAAGGAAAUCGAUUUAUUAAUCGAAGCGGAACAAGAAAAAGCAAAACUAAGAAAUGACAUUUAUGAAGAAAGCAAAACACUCGAGAAAAUGGUGGAAGAAGUGAAGGGCUUAAAAAAUAGCCUGAAGCUAGUUAAAGAUACAAAUGAAAUAUAUAAACAAUGGCUUAAGUCUGAUGAAGACGAUGAUACUCUUCGUGUACGCGAAAUGGAAGCAGAAAAGAAAAAACUCGAAGAACAAGUCGAACAAAAAAGGAAAGAAUUGAUUCGUGUUAAAGAUGAAAUAGCUUCUUUACGAGUCAAGAAUGAAGAGUUAGAAAGGAUUUACACAGAUAUGCAAACGAAUUUAACCGAAAAGAAUUUUAGUUUAGAGAAAAUCAGCCGAGAAAUACAAGAACAAGAAGAAAAAUUAAGCAGGUCCGACGAUAUCAAUUACAGACUAACUUUAAGUGCCAAAACUUCGAAUGCGAAUGCGGAAUUACAGAUGGAAGAUGUUAAAAUUAGAUUAUUAAAAGAACUUUACAAACAGGUAAUCAAUUUAAUAGAAGAAAUGUGCGAAAAACAUCCUCAAAUUAUACAGAGGGUGCGAUGUUUGUUCACGGAAGCAUCUCUACCCCUUCCAGCAAAAAUUUCUGACAAAACGUCUUUAAGAAAAUGCAGUUGGACUUCUUCUACUUUAUCAAAAUUGAGUACUCCUGCUAGUAGAUCUCAAUCGAGAGGUAUUAAUAAAUCGAGUGGUUCGGAAAGGACUGUCAUGUCUACGAAGAUUGUAAGUUUAAGUCUAGAUCCUAUAGAAGCGAGAAGUGAAAGUAAAACUUCUCUGCAUUCUAGCCAAAUCAGCGUGAAAAGCAAAUAGUCUAAAAUCUUUAUGCAUUUGAAUUAAAUGGUGCUAAAUAAUUUUUCUAUAAUUAAAAAUAUUUUAAAAAUUACUUGGAAAACGAUUUUAUUCCGAAAA